AUGAGUGACAAAAAAAGUGACCUUUCUAGCGAAGAUUCUUUUCUAUCUGAUGAGGCCAGUGAUAAUAUAUCAGUUGGUUCUAGUAGUGAGGCCGCUUCAAUAAUUUCCCUAGAAAAUCAAUCACACGUAACAAAAAAAAUUAAAUGCGACCAUAAAUUUUUGCAUGACAAUAGUAUUAGAAAUAUGAGUAGUCAUCUUCAAGACAAACAUAAUCUAUAUGAAAAUAAAAAUAAAAACCAAGAUCAUACUGUUCAACAAAUAUUGAAGGAAACUCUUGAACAG
Messenger RNA from Racocetra persica, 282 nucleotides. The record is from the annotation of a GenBank genome assembly. NCBI's taxonomy places the organism in Eukaryota, Fungi, Glomeromycota, Glomeromycetes, Diversisporales, Gigasporaceae.